AUGGACUUCCUUGAGGUCAGCAUUGGUUUGCACUGGGCAUGUCUUUUUAUUCUCAUUGUUUUUAGGACAUUCAACCUGGACACAUUUUUUGGACUUUUUGAUCUUCCACUUCUAUUGCUUGAAGUAGCAGGUAUUGGAUAUUAUAUUCCAUUCAUUGCCAUAUCCAUGCCGUCAUUGCCAAUUAUGCCAGAUGCAGCUUUCAAUUUGAGGCAUCAACCACCCACCAUAAAUUGUGUAGCUGUUUACAUUGCUCUUGCAAUCUUUCUCUUCCUUGAAGCACUUCUUCAGAUGGGAUCUUUGAUCCUUUAUUGCUCUCAACACCAUGUUUUAUUGCAUCACAGAGCUCUCACUGCAGAAUAG
This is a messenger RNA of Laccaria bicolor S238N-H82, 360 nucleotides long. RefSeq lists its product as uncharacterized. The transcript is spliced from 3 exons. The coding region runs from base 1 to 360 and encodes 119 amino acids. The record is from RefSeq and is a predicted model, not a curated record. NCBI's taxonomy places the organism in Eukaryota, Fungi, Basidiomycota, Agaricomycetes, Agaricales, Hydnangiaceae.